AUCUUUAGAAGUUUAUAUAGCUGUUACUUGGAAUCCAUCUUCUUUUCUUCAUCAAUUCUUUGUACUUGCAGCUAUGCAUGUCGGAGUGCUAGCGCUCUGUGCGGCUUCUCUGUCGUACACGGCUUUUGCUCAUAGCAAACAUCAACACGAACCCAUUUCUCAAGAGAAUCUGGAUCUUUUAGAGCAAAAAUGGGGGACUGAUUGGGGAUUUUCGGGUGUCUCGACCUUCGCGCACCUGCCGCACGUGAGAUGCUUGACCAAUCCUCAAACGGCUUUUGAUAUUGCGGUCAUUGGAGCUCCUUUUGAUACUGCUGUGAGCUAUAGACCAGGUGCUCGUUUUGGACCGCGCGCCAUUCGCGCGGGGUCUGCACGCCAGACCUCAUUCCGUGGCUUCAACCCUCGCGCAGGCAUGAAUCCUUAUACGUCAUGGGCUUCGAUUAUCGACUGCGGUGAUAUACCCAUCACUCCCUUCGACAAUGGUCUCGCCCUCCGUCAGAUGAGUGAGGCUUUCAUCGAGCUUGGAAAGCGGUCUCCUUCGGAGGAGUCCAUUGCCUCAUCAUCUACUUACCGCAGCAAGUCAAAGUUGCUCACACUCGGUGGUGAUCACAGUAUUGCUCUGCCCGCUCUCAGGGCUCUAAAAAGAAUUCAUGGCCAGCCAAUUGCCGUGGUUCAUUUUGACGCUCACCUCGACACAUGGCAUCCCGCCAAAUAUCCUUCUGCUUGGAUCGAUCCUGAAGACGAAGGGACGCAAUCCUUCUUCAACCAUGGAAGCAUGUUCUGGAUUGCCUCCACCGAGGGCCUCAUCGCCAACGGCUCUUCCGUGCACGCGGGUCUUCGCACGAGGCUUUCUGGAGACGAGCCUGUCGACUGGGAAGACGAUGCGGCACAGGGGUGGCGCCGCAUCACGAGCGACGACAUCGAUGAUAUUGGUACCAAGGGUGUCAUCGAAUCGAUUCUCGAGAAUGUCGGCACCGAAAUGCCCGUCUACCUGUCGAUUGACAUUGAUGUUAUUGACCCUGGCUUUGCGCCUGGUACUGGCACACCUGAGCCUGGUGGAUGGACCACUCGCGAGCUCAUCAGGAUUCUGCGCGGAAUCGAGGGGCUAAAUGUUGUAGGUGCGGAUAUCGUCGAGGUCAGCCCUAGUUAUGACGGUAGUGGUGAGACGACUGCCCUGGCGGCUGCUCAAGUUGGAUAUGAAAUCUUGACCAGUAUGGUUAAAAGAGGGUUAAUGGACCAAGGCAAGGUAAAGCCUGCGGGGAAAGAGGGGAAAGGGAAGGAUGAGUUGUAAGCUGCACAGUCUCAUGAGUUGUAAACAAGUAGAGAUAAAGCGACCACGAUCUAACGAGAGAAUAUAACGUCCGUCACCAUAAAGCGAUAUUCACCGCCUUAGGAGAUAAUGAACAUAGUACACAGUAGAAGAAGAAAGCUAGUUGAGAUACUUGUAGUAUGUAUACGCUCCAAGACCCUUUCACUCAUAUCCAGGAUUUAGACAUGUAGCUAGACAAGGAGCAUUCCAUGGCGACUGCUUGUAUCCUUCCCCAUAUCGCUAGACAGUGGACCUCGCUUGACGGUGGCGGACGUUACAUGUAGAAAUGACCGACGUUAUCGGGAGUGAAAACUCUGGAAUGAAGGAAUAC
Aplosporella prunicola CBS 121167 is the source of this 1637-nucleotide messenger RNA. RefSeq lists its product as uncharacterized. NCBI's taxonomy places the organism in Eukaryota, Fungi, Ascomycota, Dothideomycetes, Botryosphaeriales, Aplosporellaceae. The coding region runs from base 74 to 1288 and encodes 404 amino acids. The transcript is spliced from 3 exons. Gene Ontology annotation, molecular function: metal ion binding; agmatinase activity. The record is from RefSeq and is a predicted model, not a curated record.